Molecule: messenger RNA, 957 nt
Organism: Strongyloides ratti
Lineage: Eukaryota; Metazoa; Nematoda; Chromadorea; Rhabditida; Strongyloididae
Product: 39S ribosomal protein L39, mitochondrial
Exons: 2
Coding region: 1-957 (318 amino acids)
Biological process (GO): threonyl-tRNA aminoacylation
Cellular component (GO): mitochondrion
Molecular function (GO): threonine-tRNA ligase activity; nucleotide binding
Source: RefSeq, a predicted model, not a curated record
AUGAAACUUGCUAGUAGUUUUAAAAUUUCUUUAGCUAAUCUUAGAAAUCAAUCUUCAUCCAGAACAAUUACAAAUGAGACAUUGUCUAAAAGAUUGAAUUUAUAUAAAACUAUUAAAAAUACUUUAGAGGCUGAGAAAAAGAAAGAUAUUACAAAAAUUUUAGUUAAUGUAACAUUACCUGAUGCUGAGCCUGUAAAAGUCUUAAUGAAUAAAGAUUUAUCUACACCUUAUGAUUGUGCUAAACAUGUAAAUAGGCAGUUUGCUAUAAAUAGUGCUUUAUGUUUAUUGUCAACAUCAUCUGAUAAUUCUAAUGUUGUGUCUAUGCAUACACCGUUAACUGAAGAUAAAUGUACAUUAACAUUUCUACCUUUUAGUUCACAACAAUAUGCUACAGAAAUAAAUCAUGCAUUUUGGCGAUCUGCAACUCUUAUCCUAUCAGCCGUUAUUGAGAAAUCUUUUAAAACUCAGGUUACCUUACAUCCUUUUCUUCAUAGGUCUCUUUCUGAAGGUUAUUUUGAAUCUGUAGCCAAAAUUCAUGCUCUUUAUGAUUGGGUACCAACAAAUGAUGAAUUAAACCUGUUGACAAAAGCAGCAUAUAAUGAUAUUAUAUUAAAAGAAUACAAUUUUGAAAAUAUAUAUGUAAAAUCAGAUAUGGCACGAGAGUUAUUUAGUGAUAACAUUGAACGUCUUGGUAUAAUAGAUCAACUUGAAAAAGAAUUAGAGAAUGUUAAUAAUAUAGGUAUUGUAAGAGUAGGAGACUACAUAGAUUUAUCACCGGGACUUACAAUUAGCAAUACUUCACAAAUUGGACGUUUUCAAAUAACAAAUGUUGUUUGUGGAAAAAUUUCAAAUCACUAUAGUUUUAGAGGUUUAGCUCUUCCUAAAGACCAAACAUGCAGUGCAUAUUCAUGGGAUUUAUUAGUUGAAAGAUCAAAACGUCUUGUUGCACCAGAAUAG